CUAUGAAGAAGCCGCUUAAAAACCCUAGAGUCAGAAAUCAAUAUAUUUGUUAGGUUUAGGUUUGGCUGCCUCCUAGUUCACCAUCCGCACCGAAAACAGAGCUAGGGUUCUCUUUCUUCCGCCGCAGUAAUGGUGAACGUGCCUAAGACCAAGAAGACUUAUUGCAAGAGCAAGGAGUGCAGAAAGCACACCUUGCACAAGGUUACACAGUAUAAGAAGGGAAAGGAUAGUUUAGCUGCUCAAGGGAAGCGCCGUUAUGAUCGCAAACAAUCAGGUUAUGGUGGUCAGACCAAACCAGUGUUCCACAAAAAGGCCAAGACCACCAAGAAGAUUGUGCUAAGGCUGCAAUGCCAGGGUUGUAAGCAUGUCUCCCAGCAUCCAAUCAAGAGGUGCAAGCACUUUGAAAUUGGUGGAGACAAGAAGGGGAAGGGAACAUCCCUUUUCUAAUUGUGUUAUUCGUGUCAUAUGUGCUAUGUUGGUUUACUUUACUGCAGUAGUUGGAACUUGGAACUUUAAGGCAGUAUGGAAUUUUUUUAAGUUUGCUUUUUAGUUUUCUGAUGAUGUUUUCAGUGGAUACGGUGUUCUUUAAUACUUAAUGCGAUCGUUUGCUCUUAUUCUUAGCAUUUCUUUCA
Molecule: messenger RNA, 632 nt
Organism: Durio zibethinus
Lineage: Eukaryota; Viridiplantae; Streptophyta; Magnoliopsida; Malvales; Malvaceae
Product: large ribosomal subunit protein eL42
Biological process (GO): translation
Cellular component (GO): ribosome
Molecular function (GO): structural constituent of ribosome
Source: RefSeq, a predicted model, not a curated record